UUCUUUUUAUCUUAUCCGGGUUGCAUAUAAUGGUAUAGUGAAAAUUAUGCCUACACACACCUGCAACCUUUGUGAGAUAACAAAAGAAAAACAAAUGUUUCAACUGCAAUUUUUUUUUACACGGUAAAAAAAAUUGUAUAUCGCAUAGUACACAUCGUUUUACCUGAGCGCCAAGCAAGCCGUUGACCAAUUGCGAUGGGAUUUUCGCUAGAAAAUGCACGUGUAACCAAUAAAGCGACUAUUUUUGUAAACAAUUGCAAAUGACUGUGCAGCCAAAUAAAAAUAGAACGAGAGAGAGCAUGGAAAAAGAAAUGACCACUGAUAUAUACAUAUAAAUUAAGAAAUGCAAAAACAAAAAAAAAAUAAAAUAAAUUGGUUAAACUGCUUGUUGAGCACAUGCACACAAAGAGAGAGUGCACUUAGCAGUACUGCAGCACCGCAAUAGACCAGCUGACGAAGGGCCGCGUUAGCGUGCAUUACCUCGCUCAACGUCAAGUGCAUGCUACAUUAUUGAGAUAACUGCACAUACCUAUAUGCUAUACACACCUAUCUUUAUAGAAUAUAUAUGGUUUGCGAACAGCGGCACUUGCUAUUUACCUAGAAAAUUUACACUUGCAGCAGCGUGUGGGAGCAUGCAUGCUUGCUCUCUUGUGCUCAGCGCGUUGCAUUGAAGAAUUGCUCUAUAAAUUUGGCAUACAUUUUGCCUCUUUGAGACGAAACUUUCAAUUUCAUUCAUGCACAAAGCAUCUUUUCUCCAACAUCAUUCGCAUUUUCCGCCGCUUUUUCACAAUUCGGUUUUCAGUUGGAUCCACGCUGUCGUCGCGUUAAAACAUAGGCGACUUACGUAGCAGCGUACGUGUGCGACAGACAUUUGGUUGGGCCAGCUAAAGCAAGCUUCUUGAAGCCGUUUGUACGCGUCUUACGUUGCCAUACGCGCACAGUACGUGAACGCAAGCAGAACAGCCGCCGUGAGUCUUGUCGCCACGUGUUAAUCGUCGAUGAAAUAAAGCAAAGCAAUUAUAAAAAAAUUUAAAGAUAAAGUUUUUCAAAAUGUGUUAGUGUUUCAUAAAUGUUUUGCUUUUAAUUAAUAUUUAAUUUUCUAUUGAGAAAGCAACAGUUAGCUAAGUGUUUAUUAAAUAAACUUAAGUGCCGAAGCGGUGAUAAACAGUGAAAUUUAAUUGCGUCAUUAACAAUGGAUUUCGAUCAAAUAUUGGAGGAAAUCGGCGAGUUCGGUCGAUAUCAGAAGACCAACUAUCUGCUCAUCUGUUUGCCGGUAAUGUUUGCGGCAGCGAACAGUUUAUCAUAUGUGUUUACCGCUGGGACGCCGGCUUACAGAUGCCUGAUACCACAAUGUGAUGAUCCCGUCUUGCCUCAACUACACGCACAUUGGUUGACCAAUGCGACACCGGGCUCAUAUGAUAAACAAGGACAUUUCACACCGGAAAAUUGCUAUCGCUAUAAAGCAAUCGACAGCAACAUAACCAACGAAAGUCAUGUCAGAGAAUGUCCGAAGGAUGCAUUCAAUCAAAACAUACGCGAGCGAUGCAACUCGUGGGUAUAUGACGAUGAGGAGCGAACAAUUGUGCAAGAAUGGCAACUGACUUGUAAAGAAAACGUUUGGAAGCUCGCUUUUGUAGGCACUAUGCAUUUUGCGGGACUCGUUGUGGGUACAGCAAUCUCCGGAUAUCUAGCCGAUCGCUUUGGACGGAAGAAUAUUUUCAUACUCUGUAGCGUCUUCAUGGCCAUCACAGGCAUUGCACAGGGUCUCGCAUGGGACUACAAUAGCUUCUUAGUUUUCGCAUUUCUCAAUGCAGUCGGCACUUCGGGUGUAUACCCAUUAGCAUUCAUUAUAGGUGUGGAAAUGGUGGGGCCCAGCAUGCGUGAGAUGUCCUCGAUAGUGCUUAACUACUUCUAUGCCGUUGGUGAAGCGCUGGUGGGCGCAACCGCUUGGCUACUGCAGGACUGGCAGCUACUACAAUACGCGCUGUCGGUGCCGCCGCUUUUCUUCAUAGUCUACUAUUGGUUCGUGCCGGAAUCGGUGCGUUGGCUGAUCGCGCGAAAUGAGCGUGAAAAGGCGGGUGUGAUCAUAAAACGCGCUGCAGCCAUCAAUAAACGUGAACUCUCGCUGCAACUGUUGGCCAGUUUCAAGACCGAGAAUUGUGUACCGCCACCAAUGCCGACGAAAUCGACGGAUAACGGUGCGGAUUCGGAGAAGUUGCGAGAAAAUGGAGUUGAUGGUAAAAAUGAAAUUUGGCGAGCGGUCUGUGAUAUAUUCAAGUCAAAAACUUUACUGUUACGUUACGCUAUAAUGCUUUAUAUAUGGGCCAUAAAUGCGGUUGUUUUCUAUGGACUCUCAUUGAAUUCUACAAAUCUGAGUGGAAAUAAAUAUUUGAAUUUCGUUUUAGUUUGUCUGAUCGAGAUUCCCGGUUACACGCUCGCUUGGGUGAGUUAUUUAUCUAAAGUACAGUUAUUCUGCAUUUUUUCAGCACACUUAAUUUUUUUUUUUCGUUUCUUUUAUAUGCAGAUAUCCUUGCGAAAGUUGGGUCGACGUUGCGCACUGUCAGGCUCACUCUUUCUUUGUGCCGCCACUUGUAUAGCGGGCGGUUACAUAACUAAAGGUUCAACUGGCGCUAUAGUGACCCUAUUCCUAAUUGGAAAGUUAGGGAUCACAUCUUCAUUUGCUGUAAUUUAUACAUACACAGCCGAAAUGAUGCCAACGUUAAUACGUAGUGGCGGCGUCGGUGUUAUGUCUACCUUUGCCCGAUUUGGCGCAAUGCUCGCCCCUUUUGUACCGCUUUUGGGAACAUAUUACGAAGCCUUACCGCUAUUACUAUUCGGAGCUGCAUCCUUCUCAGCAGGUCUUUUGGGGUUGUUGCUACCAGAAACAUUUCGAAAGAAACUACCUGAUACGGUCGCUGAGGCAAAACAACUGAGCAAAGGCAAGUCUGAUAAGAAACCAGACGCUGCAGAUGUAUCGGAAGAGCAAGUCGUUGUGGCUAUUAAUGCUGACAGUGGCGAUGAAAUGCAACCCAAGUAUACAGCGCGACAGCCUGAACCGUAAAUGUGGCUUUAUUUAUUCUAAUUUAUUUCUAAGAGCAGCUUUUAUAUUAAAAAUUUUUAUGUAUGAAACACAGCAUAUUACCAUAUAUGUAAAAAGUACAUAUGUAUGUAUGUACUAUAUACAAAACCACAGCUUUAGUGCUUGUUGUGCUAUAUUUUGCACUAUCGACGUAUUGAAGCAAAAAUUAUAAUUAAAAGUGGUUUUUUAAGAUUUUUGUAUGUAAGUAAAAAUAUAUGUACCUAUUUUUGUAUGUCAGUAAAAAUAUAUGUACCUAUUUUUGUAGUUAUUAUAGUAAAACUAUAUAUAUUUAUUAUAAGUCAGCUUUUUCGGCAAGCUAGUACAAUAGUAUGUAAUAAAAAAUGCUUACAAAAAUUUUUGUAUACUUACAUAUAUUCACAUAUAUAUGAUACUUAUGUAUGUACAUCGCAUGCAUACAAUAAAAACAAAUUCAAAUAUUUUUUAAAUUUAUUUUAAC
Messenger RNA from Bactrocera oleae (olive fruit fly), 3536 nucleotides. Lineage: Eukaryota; Metazoa; Arthropoda; Insecta; Diptera; Tephritidae. The record is from RefSeq and is a predicted model, not a curated record.